AUGUCUCUGGCCGGCCAGACUAUGCCCGUCAGGGAGUCGGUACAUUCCAGCCGGGAACAGGUGGCUACCGAACAGAAGGAUCAGCAACAGUCGCAAAGGUCGUCUUAUAGAGAUUCGCUCCCGAACGCUCCUCGACCUCCCGUUUACAACGAAGACGCCUACAACGAGAACGAUAACGACAAGAUGUACCGCGAAUAUUACGACGACAUGUCGGCCACUUCUCCCAAGAAGGGCCAGCCUCAACAAUCAGCUCCCGCCCUGCCUGCCAAGAGCUCACUACGAGCCUCGAGACUACUCGACGGUAUGGCUCUCAAGAUCAUUACCAACCAACCCACAACCACCCAGGCACCUCAAGAGGUCUACCUCUCUUCCGAAGAGGAGGCCUCGUCUUCUGCCGACGAGUUCUCAGACUACGGCUACGACUCCGAUACCGAAGAGUCUGCCGACUCUCCUGUGAGGAGGAAGAGCCACGAGGAUACCGCUCGUGUCGUCUCUGUUGUGUACGCCGGCAAGCCUUCCAUUGUCGACCUGCCUUCCACCAGAAGAUCGGCCUCUCCCGAGUCCAUGGAGUCCCGUCCUCCCAGCAGACCCUGCAGCCGCUUGGCUACUUCCGCCACAGCACCUUCAUUACGAAGGAUGUCCACCUCCACCAGCGCCUCUUCUUUCUCUCCCAUUUUGCACCCUCCCCGAUCCAGCAGCAUGAUGAUCACUAGCAGCAUGCUGCCCAAGGAGCGCCCUUCUUUCCUUAACAUCGACCCGUGCCCCACACCGACCUACGAGGAGCGGACCGUCGAGGAGGAUCAGCGCCCUGUUGAGGUUGAACGUCCCGAGAGGCCAAAGACGCCGACUUCUGCUCUCUUCAGGCGGACGCUGAGCAUUGUCCGAAAGCGCAGCCGCCCCCAGCUUAGAGACCUAGCCGCCGCCAACUCUUCGCGCGACCAACUGUCCUCCCCGUCGAUGCAGAACCUUCCUCUAAGUGCCAACUCGGACAUUACCUACAUUAAGGAGGAGCCCGAACAGGCGACGAAGACUCCCAACAGCCCUUGGGCUGCCGUCAGCUACCAUGAGAUCAUGCGGGCGGCCAAGAAGAACUCCCAAACCGCACAACCUCCUACCCCUUCGACCCCCAGUGUUGCAUCUCCCGUGUCCCCCGCACCCGGCAACACGAGGAAUCGCAUUCUGAGCGGCCUGAGAGACAGGAGGAAGAGCAUCAAGAUCGGCUAG
Messenger RNA from Colletotrichum aenigma, 1224 nucleotides. RefSeq lists its product as uncharacterized. NCBI's taxonomy places the organism in Eukaryota, Fungi, Ascomycota, Sordariomycetes, Glomerellales, Glomerellaceae. The record is from RefSeq and is a predicted model, not a curated record. The transcript has a single exon. Bases 1 to 1224 code for a protein of 407 amino acids.